AUGUCUACCAAAAAAAGGAUACAUUUUGAAGAGCCCAAAAAAGAGAUAAAAAAAGAAGUUAAGAAGGAAACGAAGAAGAUUACUAAAUGGAUAGGUAAUUUUGAUUCACUGAGAAAGAAAGACGUUGGCAAACAUUCGGGCCCAGAAAAGAAAAAUAUUUUUAAAGUAAAAAAUGAUACUACUUCACCUAGAGAGUUUGUGCCCACAUUGAAAAAAAUUAGAUUAUUCGAUUAUAGGCAAAUGUGUUAUAAAAACCAAUUUAAAAAUUCUCCAAUUUUUAAUUGGAAUUGCAAAGAUGCCUAUAGGAGAAUCGACCAUUAUUACAGAACACUUGUGAGAUUGGAAGAAGAAGAGGAAACUCUGCUAAAACGAGCCAAUUUGCAAGAAUUAUAUUUUCCAGAGAAUCUGCCGCUCAAAGUUGUCCGAAGAGAGCUUAAACAAAUGAAAAUAAUGUGGGAUUACAUUAAUUUAGUAAAAACUUAUUUGAAGCAGUUGAAAAGAGCUGAGUGGGAUGAAUAUACGUUAGAAGAAUUGGAAACACAGUUGAGAAAUUUCAAAGUGGAACUUAACAAAUUAGUUGACAUUAAUGGAUGCGAUGCUUUCGCGCAACUGAUGGCGCAUAUCAAUCAAGUGCUGCACUGUAUUUAUAAUGUUCCAACUCUUGGAGAAAAUCUGUUUAAAGAAAUGAUUGAAGCAAUAAAGGUAAGAGACCAGGAAGAACAGAAGAAAAGCAUGAGUUCAGAGAAAAGUAGUAAAAUUUAUACAUAG
Psylliodes chrysocephalus is the source of this 768-nucleotide messenger RNA. NCBI's taxonomy places the organism in Eukaryota, Metazoa, Arthropoda, Insecta, Coleoptera, Chrysomelidae. The record is from the annotation of a GenBank genome assembly.